Monoraphidium neglectum is the source of this 2472-nucleotide messenger RNA. RefSeq lists its product as hypothetical. Lineage: Eukaryota; Viridiplantae; Chlorophyta; Chlorophyceae; Sphaeropleales; Selenastraceae. Gene Ontology annotation, cellular component: nucleolus. The transcript has 2 exons. The record is from RefSeq and is a predicted model, not a curated record. Gene Ontology annotation, molecular function: rRNA (guanine) methyltransferase activity. The coding region runs from base 1 to 2472 and encodes 823 amino acids. Gene Ontology annotation, biological process: rRNA (guanine-N7)-methylation.
AUGUUAUAUGAAGGGGUUUUCAAGAGGUAUCCGGAGGCCCAGAGCACUGCGGAAGAGUGCUACGCUGUGGAUGCAUAUCGCUACACGGCCACCAAUGGACUCGUGCAGCGGCAACUGACAGAGCGCGCGCUGCGGCUGGCGCGCGGAAGCAGUAGCGGCGGUGGCAUUUCUGCCUGUCAGCCGUCACCCUGGGCGCCUGGAUCCUUGGUGCUCGACGUCGGUUGCGGCAGCGGCCUCAGCGGCGCAGCCUUGGAGCGUGACGGGCUCGUUUGGGUAGGGGCGGACCUGUCCCCAGAAAUGCUCCAGCUUGCGGCUCCCGGCGCCGUCUGCCUGUCGGACAUUGGGCAGGGGCUGCCGCUCAGGGCGGCGGCGGUGGACGCCGCAGUGUCCGUUUCUGCGGUGCAGUGGCUGCUCCAAGGGCCAGACAGCGCGCGGCGGCUAGCGGCCUUCUUCCGCGCUCUGCACUCUGUCAUCCGCCCCGAUUCGAUUGGGCCUAAAUGUGGGGACGAGCAGCAGGCCGGACAAGGGCAGCAGCAGCAGCAGCAACAGCAGCGGCAGCAGCCGCAGCAGCAGCAGCUACAGCAACAACAGCCGGAGCAGGAGCAGAACCUCCAGCACCAAGAGCGCAAGACUCAGGGGCAGCAGCCACAGGGAGAACAGCAGCCAGAUCAUCAUCAUCAUCAGCAGCAGCCAGAUCAUCAUCAUCAUCAUCAUCAUCAGCAGCAGCAGCAGCAGCAGCAUCGUCCGCCAAUCCACGCUGCCCUGCAGGUCUACGUGCCCAGCGCCGACGCGGCCGCCAUGCUGGAGGGCGCGGCGCGCACGGCCGGCUUCGACACCGCCCUCGUGGCUGACUGGCCACACCGCACGCCGGCGAGAAAGUACUACCUGCUGCUCUCAAGGCGCGGCGGCGGAGGCAGGGGCGGCGGCAGUGGCGGCGGCGGCGGCGGCAGCGAUGGCGGCGGCGGCAGUGGCGGCAGUGGCGGCAGUGUCAGCAGCGGCCACAGGCGCGGCAGAGGGGGGGCUGAAGUGGGAGUCGACCUCGUCACGGAUUGCGCCUGCCCGCUGGCGUUUUAUGUGGGCGGCACCUGCAGCGCCAACUGGCUGGGGCCCGCCGCACGCGCCCGCGCUGGCGUGGGCGGGCGCGCCGCGCGGCCGCCGCGGCGGACCGGUGGGCAGCGCGUCGGCGGCGUCGGGGAGGGCCGGGCCGAGGGCGAGGGGGAUGGCAAUGGCGCUGACGAGGACGCUGACGAGGACGCUGAGGUGUGCAGGUACGUGUCCGACCACCAUGGCCGGUACAUGCGCAAGCUCCUGCGCCUCACAUGGGGCGGCGCGGCGGCGCGGGGCCUGCUGGACGCCUGCUUGUUUGCGGAGGGCGCCGUCGCCGGCGCCGCCAUGGGCGGAGGGCGCUGCUCAGUGUGCGGCGCGGCGGCCGCGCCGGCCGUCGACGGCAGGGACGGCGACGGCGGCGGCGCGGCGGGCGGCGACGGGCCUCCCGCGCCCGGGUGCCGCUGCCCCCACUUCAAGCUGCUUGUCAGCCUGGAGAGCCCGGGAGCCAGCGCCUGCGGCGAGGAGCUGCUGCUGCAGGUGGCGGGCCGCGCCGACAGGCUGGCAUGCCUGGGGAUUGAACCCGGGCUGCAGGCCGCAGAUUUUGAGCUGCCGCCGAGCACAGCUGAGUCGCUUGACGUCAGCGGCGGCGGCGCCGCGCCCAGUGGUGGUGCACCCACCGGCGGAGGUAGCGCUCGACAAGAGGCGGCCGCUAGCAGCCGCGCGGCCCGCGCGGCGGCGGCCGCGGCGGCGGAGGCGGCAGCUGCCGCGGGCAAGCGGGCCGGGCUCGCCCUCUGCGCGGCGCUGGGCAACGCGCUGCCGGCGGCCGUCGGCGCCGCGCCGCGGCUGCUGCAGUGCGAGCUGCUGACAGGGGAGGGCCUGCGGCGGCAGCUGCGAGACCAACGGCGGCGCUGCGAGAAGCAGCCGGCGAAGCGGCCGCGCGACGGGGGGCGCUGCCGGGGGGAGCGCGCCGCGCCCGGGCUCGAGCCGCUGCUGCCGCCGCAACCGUUGCGCCCGGCGGCCGGCGGCGGCGCCGCGGCGCAGGCCGGCGCGGCCGCCAACACUGUUGUCGACGGCGGCCCGCGCAGCAGCGACGGCGGCGGCGGUGGCGGGGGCAGCGGCCUGUCCGUCUGGGCGGUGGCCUCUGACGAUUUUUUGCCACACGCGGUCAUGCUGGCGGAGGGCCUGCCCGUGGCUCCAGCCGGCGGCGCCGCCGCCCUGGUCCUGCUAGGGGACCUCCUGGCCGCAGCCCGUGCCGUGGGCGCCGGCACGCACGGCCUACUCCUGCUGUUGGGGCCGGCGUCGUGCACAGCCGCGGCGGCGUGCUACCCGCGGGCGAGGGGGGCGGAGGCGGCGGGGGUCGCGCCCGGGCUCGUGGCCGAGGCAGCGGGGCGGUUGCGGUCGCGCCUGUUUGGGCUUGACGGCUGA